AUGAUUGGUAUCCGGCAAUGGGCGCUGUUGGCUGCAUUUUUGUGGUUAGUGGCGACAAGCGAAGCCCGGCGCAAACUCAAGCGAGACGAAGUAGAAAGCCUGAAGUCAUUGGAGACUGUCGAUUUAGAUGAGGAAUAUGAUGAGCUAGAACCAUGUCAGUGUGGCGUGUUCAUGUCACAGCAAGUUGGAAUAAAGGAUGGCCGUCGGAGUCGCCCGCGCGGGCCGCCACAGGGCGAACCUGUAGUCACAUAUGACACUGAUGGACCGAGCCUGCCGUGCGGUUCUGGAGGGUUUAAACAUUGUAUCAGCAAGUGUCUCGAUGUGAUAUUGAAGUACUUGCCUCGUGCCGGUCCGGUGAUUUGUGGGGCGGUAGAGCGUGACGUGCGGCGAGAGAAGGCGUUCCUCUUCAUCAGAAACUGUGGCGGUCAGUGGAACCCUACCAACUUUUCUGCUGGCAAAGAGUUCUGUUGCACGGACGGACAACACCACAAAUGC
Molecule: messenger RNA, 495 nt
Organism: Brenthis ino (lesser marbled fritillary)
Lineage: Eukaryota; Metazoa; Arthropoda; Insecta; Lepidoptera; Nymphalidae
Source: the annotation of a GenBank genome assembly